UCUUGAUGUUGUUGAUAUUAUCUAAAUAUUUCAUGAAUAUACGAAAUUAAGAAGGGGUAUUAUUGUACAUUUAUGAAAAUUCCAGAAGGGUAUUUUAGUCAUUUAAGAGUGGGAAAAGACUUUCCAAGUCCUGAAAAAGAAAUCAAUUUAAUUAAGAGUAUUAAUUAAUUAAUUAAUUUCCGUAAUAUAAAUAACCGCAAAGCGCUGUGAGUAAUGUUUUGCUUCUUGUUAACGUCAGCUUUCUCUUUCCCCCUUCUCUCUCUCUCUCUCUCUCUCUCUCCUGCUCAGUAAACACUUUCUGCUCGCUUCUGCCAUUUUUUUCCUCAAUUCAAUUUCUCAACAUCUGCUUUUUCACUUUUACAAUCAGUUAAAAAAUCGAGCUUCGGUUGCUGAAGCCUGUGAUUUCUAUGGAGCGGAAGCAGGGCUUUUUCUCUGCUCUCAAGGAGGAAGUAGUCCGCGGGCUAUCGCCGGCCCGGUCGAGAAGGGGCCGGAGUCAGUCUCCAUCCGGGUCGGGUUUGCACCGCCGCCGGAGAGGCACUAGUGUGGGCCCACCAGAAAUGCUGAUAUCGAGAUCGGGUAGUUUGAGGCCCGGUGCCGAGACGCUGUCGCCUUUGAGAGAGGGUCCGGAUCCGAACGGGUCGGAUUCCGGUGAGACGAAGAGCGACGGAUGGGCGCAUUGGCUCUGCCGGGCCCCUUCCGUUUCCGCCGCCGCCGGGUCGGGUUAUUCGAGGUCCGAUCUGAGGCUGCUUCUCGGUGUACUCGGUGCGCCUCUAGCCCCGGUGCACGUUAGCAACACCGACCCUUUGCCUCAUCUCUCUAUUAAAGAUACCCCCAUUGAAUCUUCGUCAGCACAGUACAUACUGCAGCAAUAUCUAGCGGCUUCGGGUGGGCAGAAGCUCCAGAACUCGAUCCAGAAUGCUUACGCGAUGGGGAAAGUCACGAUGCUGGCUUCUGAUAUCGAAACGGCGACAAAGGUGAUCAAGAACAAGAGUUCGUCGAAAUCGGCCGAGUCGGGUGGUUUUGUGCUGUGGCAAAUGAAUCCAGAUAUGUGGUAUGUUGAGCUUGCAUUGGGCGGCAGCAAGGUUCGUGCUGGCUGCAAUGGUAAGCUGGUGUGGCGGCACACCCCGUGGCUUGGUGCACAUGCGGCCAAGGGGCCCGUUAGACCCCUUCGUCGUGCACUUCAGGGCCUGGAUCCAAAGACAACGGCAAACAUGUUCGCCAACGCCAGAUGCACGGGAGAGAAAAAAAUCAACGGUGAGGAUUGCUUCAUCCUCAAACUCUGCGCGGACCCCCAAACACUGAAAGCAAGGAGCGAGGGUCCCGCAGAGAUCAUAAGGCAUGUCUUGUUCGGAUACUUCAGCCAGCGAACGGGGCUUCUUGUCCACUUGGAGGAUUCCCAUUUAACCAGGAUUCAAACCAACGGCUCCGAUGCUGUCUAUUGGGAGACGACCAUCAAUUCAUUCAUGGACGAUUACAGGCCCGUUGAGGGCAUCAUGAUAGCUCACUCGGGCCGAUCUGUGGUGACACUUUUCAGGUUCGGAGAAACUGCAAUGAGUCAUACCAAGACUAGAAUGGAAGAAGCGUGGACUAUUGAGGAAGUUGCGUUCAACGUACCGGGUUUGUCUGUCGAGUGUUUCAUUCCUCCCGGUGAACUCAGGUUCGGUGAAGCGUGCGAGCUUCCUCAAGAAAAUAGGGUCAAGAAUGCUGUUGCGGCUGCUGCUUAUCGAGCGAAAGUUGUCGCCCUGGGGAAAGCUCACGGCGGUAGUGUCAACAGUGUAGUUCCCAUUUGACAAAUUAAGGGAAUUUUUUUAAUUUUUAAUUUUAAAUUUUAAAUUUUUAUUUUUACAGUUUAAGUGUAGUUGCUUUGAGAUGUGUAUAUAGUUAUGAUUUUGUUAUGGAAAAUGGAAUACUAAUUAUGAGGUUUUGCAACUUAUAAUGAUGAUUAGUAUUUGUCA
Molecule: messenger RNA, 1955 nt
Organism: Erythranthe guttata (spotted monkey flower)
Lineage: Eukaryota; Viridiplantae; Streptophyta; Magnoliopsida; Lamiales; Phrymaceae
Source: RefSeq, a predicted model, not a curated record